UUUAUUUGCUGAUUGCAAUAUGGAAGGCAACAAACUCAACCUCCGCAUGGACUCUUUAGACGAUGAUGACGACUCUUCUUCGUCUUCGAGCAGCUCAUCCAGCGACGACUUCAAUGUGUUCAACGACACCAUCACGAACAACACCGCUCCACAGAGUGUGGCUGGCACCGAGGCAUUCGAAGACGAGCACAAGCAAGAAAAGCAAGAAAUCAAUGCAAAGUAUGAACACUUCCCACUCAUUGUGGAAGGCCCUGAGUUCAACAAAGACCACUCGUUCUUCUUGAUGCACAAGAACGCAGACAUUGCCAGUUUAGAGAAAGCGAUCUUAGCUGAAGACUUCGACAAAGAAAGAGAAGAACGGCUUCUUGACAUGGAGUUCCGGAUUCUCAACCGUGUCUGUCACACAAUGGUCCAUUUCCAGGGUUUGCACAGAGAACACAACCAAGAGUUCAAGGCACAGAACAGGUACAAUGAAGUGUUGCCUUACAAGCACAACUUGGUCGAAGUCAGAGACAAAGAUGGCAACAACAUUUAUGUGAAUGGAAGCUACAUCAACAUCCCGAUCCGCAACUUCGGAGAAAGAGCCUUCAUUGCAGCUUCAGCGCCAGUCGAGAAGUCACUGAACAACUUCUGGGAAAUGAUCUUUCAGAACAAAGUCCCCAUGAUCGUCAUGCUUUGAAACAUCGAAGAGAAAAGCAUUGUCUGAGAAAAGUACUGGGACGACGAGACUCCCAAUGAGUUCGGUGAGAUCACUGUCAAGCCACUCUCAGUGACAGGAGAAGGCGAGAAAAUCAUCAAGAGAGUCUUCGAAGUGUCGAAGGAGUCUAGUGAUGAAAUCCUCACGGUUACUCAACUACACCACACAAACUGGCUGGAUGAUCAUGCUCCGUUUAGUGAAGAAUACCAGGACAUCGACUUGCUUAUGAAGUAUGUCAGCGAAUACAGAAGCAGUCACUUCACAGAGUCUGAGUCAAAGAGGCCUGACCCCAUUCUUGUUCACUGAAGCGCUGGCAUCGGAAGGACUGGAACCUUCAUUGCACUGCACUGUCUUGUCGAAGUGUUAGAAGCCAUCAAGAAAGGCACCUACAACAACACUUGGGGAGAACUCAAAGGGAACGACUCUGGCACCGACAUCAGUGAGAUCGUCGAGAGAUUCCACGACUUCGAGAAGCCCCGCUUUUCACCAUUCGGGGUGACCAGGAGACUCAAAGAACAAAGGUUCGGAAUGGUGAAGACCCAGAAGCAGUACGAGUUUUUGUACUCAUACAUGGGCCACUAUCUCAACAAAGCGUAACAGCCUGAAGACUUAAGCCUUAA
Moneuplotes crassus is the source of this 1317-nucleotide messenger RNA. The record is from the annotation of a GenBank genome assembly. Lineage: Eukaryota; Ciliophora; Spirotrichea; Euplotida; Euplotidae.